This is a messenger RNA of Penicillium diatomitis, 1899 nucleotides long. RefSeq names its product putative FAD monooxygenase. The record is from RefSeq and is a predicted model, not a curated record. The transcript has a single exon. Lineage: Eukaryota; Fungi; Ascomycota; Eurotiomycetes; Eurotiales; Aspergillaceae. Gene Ontology annotation, molecular function: FAD binding. Bases 1 to 1899 code for a protein of 632 amino acids.
AUGCCACAAGAAACUUUCGACAUCGUCAUUGUCGGUGCAGGUCCGGUUGGUUUGCUUCUCUCCUUGUGCAUGUCACGAUGGGGAUAUAAAGUAAAGCACAUCGAUAACCGCCCGGUACCGACCGCUACCGGUCGUGCAGAUGGCAUUCAGCCUAGGUCGACGGAGAUCCUUCGAAACCUGGGCUUGAAGCGUGCCAUCAUGGCCUACGAGCCUGCCAAGGUGUACGAUGUGGCUUUCUGGGAUCCUAAGAGCGACGGAUCGGGCAUUGCGCGCACUGGCAGCUGGCCCAGCUGCCCUCGAUUCAUCGAUACCCGCUAUCCAUUUACCACCCUUGUGCAUCAAGGCAAGAUUGAGCGCGUGUUCUUGGACGAGAUUGAAAAGGCUGGAACGCACGUGGAACGGCCAUGGACUAUUGUCGAAUUCAAGAAUGACGGUGCCGCAGACCACCCUGUUGAAGUCAAGCUGAAGUGUCUCGACACCAAUGUCAUUGAGACCGUUCGUACGAAGUACCUCUUCAGUGGCGAGGGAGCUCGCAGCUUCGUGCGGGAACAGUUGGGCAUCAAAAUGCGUCACAAGGACCCCAUCGCUUAUGUCUGGGGCGUCAUGGAUGGUGUUGUUCGCACCAAUUUCCCGGAUAUUGAGACCAAGUGCACGAUUCACUCCGAUGCUGGUUCGAUCAUGGUCAUUCCCCGUGAGGACAACAUGGUCCGGCUCUACGUCCAAAUUGCCUCAUCUACCGACCCGGACUUCAACCCUCGCAAGACUGCGACAGCCGAGGAGGUGCAACAGACCGCCAAAAACAUCUUGAAGCCUUACUGGAUUGAGUGGGAUCGCGUCGAAUGGUACUCUGUCUAUCCUAUUGGCCAGGGAAUCGCCGAGAACUACACUCUGGACGAGCGGGUGUUCAUGGGCGGCGAUGCUUGCCACACCCAUAGCCCCAAGGCCGGCCAGGGAAUGAACACUGCCUUCCACGAUGCGCUCAACAUGGCGUGGAAGAUUCAUGCCGUCGAGAGUGGUUUGGCGGAUCGAUCCACCUUGAGCACCUAUGAGAGCGAGCGCAAGGACAUUGCCGAGACCUUGCUUGACUUUGACGCCAAGUACGCAGCCUUGUUCUCCACGCGUCGUCCGAACGCUGGCGAGAUUUCCGCCAGCAAGGCUGUUUCAACUGGCAACGAGGAGAAUGAGGAUGAGUUUGUCAAGACUUUCAAGUCUUCUUGCGAAUUCACUAGCGGAUACGGAGUGGCGUACAAGCCCAACGUCUACAACUGGGAUGCCAGCCACUCGGCGAAAUCUAGCUUGUUCAACAUCUCCGGUGUCCGACUGACCCCUGGCCGUGCCUUCACCCCGACUACAGUGACUCGUCUUGCGGAUGCCAACUUUGUCGAGCUGGAACAGGAGGUCCCCGUCAAUGGAUCUUUCCGUAUCUACGUCUUUGCCGGCAAGCAGGCUAAGACUAGCAAGGCCGUCGCUGAUCUUGCUGCUAACCUGGAAAAGGAGCGUUCCUUCCUGUCCGCUUAUCGUCGACCCGACAUUGCCAACGUGUCGUUCUUUGAGCGUCACAACCCUCACUCAAAGCUCUUCACCAUCUCUGUCAUCUACGCAGGGAACAAGAAUGAGGUCGAUGUCGAGUCUAUUCCUCAAAUAUUGCGCGACUAUCAUCAUCACUUGUACGCAGACGACAUUCCUGACGUUCGGGUCCCCCAGGCCAAGUUUGCUGCUCACGAGAAGCUUGGCUUUGAUGCCGAGAAGGGUGGUGUUGUUGUGGCUCGUCCUGACGGUCAUGUUGCGUGCACUAUUCAGUUGGUCGAGGGCUCUGGCACCGUUGAUGCUCUCAAUGAGUACUUCAACGCCUUCUCGACCAAGUCGCUUGGUUCAACGUCGCAAGGAAGCCGUCUGUAA